This is a messenger RNA of Nomascus leucogenys (northern white-cheeked gibbon), 2000 nucleotides long. RefSeq names its product transmembrane protein 123 (gene TMEM123). Gene Ontology annotation, cellular component: cytoplasmic vesicle. The record is from RefSeq and is a predicted model, not a curated record. Lineage: Eukaryota; Metazoa; Chordata; Mammalia; Primates; Hylobatidae.
UUCCUUCCGGGCACCGCGAAGCCAGCGUGCUCAGCAUUCGGAGAAGCAGCGGCGCUCGCCUUCAUCCAGGACAACAAAACUGCCAUUUCCGAAGAGAAAGGAAAGCGCUCGCGGCUUCUGGGGUUCCCAGGCGCGCGCCUGCGAGGGAGGCCGCGAGCCGAGUCGCCACGCCCAGGACCCCGAGCCCGCCCCCGCGCCACCCAGCCCGGCCCCGCCGCCCCGGCUGCGCACGCGACGCCCCCUCCAGGCCCCGCUCCUGCGCCCUAUUUGGUCAUUCGGGGGGCAAGCGGCAGGAGGGGAGACGUGCGCGGCCGAAGGGGAAGCAGAGCCUGCGCCGGCUGCGCAGAGGAGCCGCUCUCGCCGCCGCCACCUCAGCUGGGAACCCACGAGGCCGCUGCAUCCUGCCCUCGGAACAAUGGGACUCGGCGCGCGAGGUGCUUGGGCCGCGCUGCUCUUGGGGACGCUGCAGGUGCUAGCGCUGCUGGGGGCCACCCAUGAAAGCGCACCCAUGGCGGCAUCUACAAACAUAGAGAAUUCUGGGCUUCCACACAACUCCAGUGCUAACUCAACAGAGACUCUCCAACAUGUGCCUUCUGACCAUACAAAUGAAACUUCCAACAGUACUGUGAAACCACCAACUUCAGUUGCCUCAAACUCCAGCAAUACAACAGUCACCACCAUGAAACCCACAGCAGCAUCUAAUACAACAACACCAGGGAUGGUCUCAACAAAUAUGACUUCUACCACCUUAAAGUCUACACCCAAAACAACAAGUGUUUCACAGUACACAUCUCAGAUAUCAACAUCCACCAUGACCAUAACCCACAAUAGUUCAGUGACAUCUGCUUCUUCAUCAGUAACAAUCACAACAACGAUGCAUUCUGAAGGAAAGAAAGGAUCAAAAUUUGAUACUGGGAGCUUUGUUGGUGGUAUUGUAUUAACGCUGGGAGUUUUAUCUAUUCUUUACAUUGGAUGCAAAAUGUAUUAUUCAAGAAGAGGCAUUCGGUAUAGAACCAUAGAUGAACAUGAUGCCAUCAUUUAAGGAAAUCCAUGGACCAAGGAGGGAAGACAGAUUGAUGCUGCCCUAUCAAUUAAUUUUGGUUUAUUAAUAGUUUAAAACAAUAUUCUCUUUUUGAAAAUAGUAUAAACAGGCCAUGCAUAUAAUGUACAGUGUAUUACAUAAAUAUGUAAAGAUUCUUCAAGGUAACAAGGGUUUGGGUUUUGAAAUAAACAUUUGGAUCUUUAUAGACCGUUAAUACAAUGGUUUUAGCAAGUUCAUAAUAAGACAAGUCCUAUCUGUUUUUUUUUUUUGGCUGGGGGUGGGGGGCAUUGGUCACAUACGACCAGUAAUUGAAAGACGUCAUCACUGAAAGACAGAAUGCCAUCUGGGCAUACAAAUAAGAAGUUUGUCACAGCACUCAGGAUUUUGGAUAUCUUUUGUAGCUCCCACAAAGAACUUCAGUGCUUUUCAGAGCUGGAUAUAUCCUAAUUACUAAUGCCACACAGAAAUUAUACAGUCAAGUAAACCAGAUACGAAGCAUAAUUUAAGAAAAACAUCAGCAUUUUUUGUGCUUUAAACUGUAGUAGUUGGUCUAGAAACAAAAUACUCCAAGAAAAAGAGAAAAUUUUCAAAUAAAAUCCAAAAUAAUAGCUGUGCUUAGCCCUGUUAGGGAUCCAUUGGAGCAUUAAGGAGCACAUAUUUUUAUUAACUUCUUUUGAGCUUUCAAUGUUGAUGUAAUUUUUGUUCUCUGUGUAAUUUAGGUAAACUGCAGUGUUUAACAUAAUAAUGUUUUAAAAGACUUAGUUGUCAGUAUUAAAUAAUCCUGGCAUUAUAGGAAAAAAACCUCCUAGAAGUUAGAUUAUUUGCUACUGUGAGAAUAUUGUCACCACUGGAAGUUACUUUAGUUCAUUUAAUUUUAUAUUUCAUGAAUAUUUUAAGAACUGUAGAGCUGCUUUCAAUAUCUAGAAAUUUUUAAUUGAGUGUAAACACACCUAACUUU